Pelobates cultripes (western spadefoot toad) is the source of this 276-nucleotide messenger RNA. Lineage: Eukaryota; Metazoa; Chordata; Amphibia; Anura; Pelobatidae. The record is from the annotation of a GenBank genome assembly.
AUGAAGCUGGAGAAGAGCGGAAGGAAGAUGGAGCUGGUGGGGAGAGAGCUGAAGCUGGAGAAGAGCGGAAGGAAGAUGGAGCUGGUGGGGAGAGAGAUGAAGCUGGAGAAGAGAGGAAGGAAGAAGGAGCUGGUGGGGAGAGAGAGGAAGCUGGAGAAGAGAGGAAGGAAGAUGGAGCUGGUGGGGAGAGAGAUGAAGCUGGAGAAGAGAGGAAGGAAGAUGGAGCUGGAGGGAGAGUUGAGAGAUGUAUUUUUUAACUCAUCCUUUAAGGUGUAG